Hyposmocoma kahamanoa is the source of this 1314-nucleotide messenger RNA. RefSeq names its product ATP-binding cassette sub-family B member 10, mitochondrial-like. Gene Ontology annotation, molecular function: ABC-type oligopeptide transporter activity; ATP binding. The record is from RefSeq and is a predicted model, not a curated record. The annotation marks the transcript as partial. Gene Ontology annotation, cellular component: membrane. NCBI's taxonomy places the organism in Eukaryota, Metazoa, Arthropoda, Insecta, Lepidoptera, Cosmopterigidae. Gene Ontology annotation, biological process: transmembrane transport. The transcript has 7 exons.
AUGUUGCAACGAUUACUGCAAAUUAGAUUCGACGCCAAAAUAUCCAGUAGGCAUACAAAUAUAUUGUUUAGGUUGCCUUUUCAAAAUCAGUCAUGUCAUUGUGGAGUCAGGUUAUAUUCGGGAAGACAAAUAAUUUGGUUACGAAAUGCUGCGGAAGCACCAGCAUUCAAAGGUGGGAUAUCCUGUGUGAAAGCGAGAUCUUUCGCCAGUGAAGUAGAUACACAGAAGAAAGAUACAUCUAUCAAUGCGUUAAACAAUAAGGGUUCUUUGGAAGCAGAUAAAAAAAUCAAUGUGAAAUUAAAGACUUCAGAUAUAAAGCGAUUAUUUAAUUUAGCUGCGCCUGAGAAAUGGAAUCUUACUGGUGCUAUACUUUUCUUAGUAAUAUCAUCUAGUGUUACUAUGGCAGUGCCAUUUUCACUAGGCAAGGUAUUAGAUAUUAUAUACAGUAGUACAAAUGAUCUUGGCUCUGCUCGUGAGAAGCUGGACUCUCUCUGCUUCAUAUUGUGUGGAGUCUUUCUAAUUGGAGGGUUGUGCAACUUUGGCAGAGUGUACCUAAUGUCUAUAUCUGGUCAACGCAUGACCCAAACUCUCCGCAAGCAAGUGUUUGGGGCAAUCAUGCGUCAAGAGCCAGCUUGGUUUGGUAAGACGUCGACUGGCGAAUUGGUGAACAGACUGUCGGCUGAUACGCAACUGGUGGGCAGAAACCUCAGUCAGAAUGUCAGUGAUGGAUUACGGUCAUUUUUCAUGGUCGGCGCUGGUACUGGCAUGAUGAUCUACAUGUCACCAUCAUUAGCAAUGAUUGGACUAUGCAUAGUGCCUCCCGUAUCAAUUUUAGCCGUGUUCUACGGUCGCUUUGUGAGGGGUAUCACGCGACAAUUGCAAGAUUCCUUGGCAGAAACAAGUGCGCUAGCGGAAGAGAAGAUAUCAAAUAUAAAGACUGUUAAAGCGUUCAGUAAAGAAGCGGCAGAGGAGCGAUCGUAUGGUCAGAAAAUCGAAAACGUUCUUAGGUUGGCGUAUAAAGAAUCUUUAGCGGUCGGAAGUUUCUAUGGCUUGACCGGUUUGUCAGGCAACACCAUAAUCAUCUUAGUACUUUACUAUGGAGGUGGAAUGGUUGCAACAGAACAACUCACUGUAGGAAAUCUGACGUCAUUCCUCUUGUAUGCUGCGUAUGUUGGUAUCAGUAUCGGAGGUCUGAGUAGUUUUUAUACUGAGCUGAAUAAAGGCAUGGGAGCUGCCACGAGGUUAUGGGAGAUUAUUGAUAGAAAGCCUACUAUUCCUGUUACAGGUGGUCUACGGCCGGUACAGAGGCCUAAA